UCCAGUGUGUUAUGUGGCUUUGGAUCAUGAAUGAGGUCUGAGUUCUGGAUAGGGCUAAGAAAUAUUAGGCUUAUCAAUUUCAACAAACUCUUGGCCUGGAAUUUAGAAAUGGGAAAGCAAUCAAUAGUCUUCAAACAAUUAGCAUUACAAAGUCAAAUUAUCACAACAAGUAAACCAACAUUUGUGCAGUGUAGAAAACUUCUUUGCUGACAAUGUCACAGCAGAGUGAUACACUACCCAACCAUUGCUACAUACAAAUAGAAAGCCUUGAGCAAGAUACAUCUGGGCGCAGUGUUAUUGAAACUGAAAUAAAAGUAGAAGUGUGUUAUGAGUCUGCACCUAAUGAAGAUGGUGACUUGACAGACAAAGUUAAGGAUGAGUUUGAGAAAACACAAUAUAAAAUAAAGGAUGAGAAUUGUGCCCCCAGUUGUUCAUUUUUGGCAGACAGUGUAAAAAAUGAGUUUGACAAACUACAGUAUCCAAUAAAAUAUGAUAAUGACACCAGAUGUACAAUUUGUUUUGAACAAAUUCCUUACGAACAUAAGUAUAGUGAACAUAUGAGAAAGCAUUUCCAGAAUGGAGAUUGUGAUGCUCAGUUUUUGACUCCAACAAGCAAGCCACAUACAGCUGUCAGUGAGAGCUGCAACUCUGAACACAACCAUGUUCAGCUGGUUCAUCACUAUCAGCAGUCUGCAAACUUACCUUCAACAUCAUUUGCUCUUUUGGCUAAUAGACUUGCUAACAAAGUUAAAGCAGCCACGGAGAAUAUAGUUGCCACUUCAGGCCAAAACAUACCAAGAGCUUUACACUCUGAAACUGGUUCUAGUAAAAAUAUUAAUAGAAAAUUUAAAAACUCAAAAAGAAGUUUACAGAUAAACGUGAAUCAAAAAAACAUGUUUACUUGUGAUGUUUGUACGAGAAUGUUUAAACACAAGAGUCGUUUAGUUAAACACAUGCAGACUCAUAAAGACAGAAAAUCUACUUGCAAAGCUAAGCGUAAACGAGACAUGGCAGGCCAUAUAAGAACCAAUGAGAAUGAAAAAACUUAUUCUUGUAUAUUAUGCGAGUAUAAAAGCCCACAAUACAGUCAAGUGGUGAGACAUAUUCGCACUCACACUGGUGAGAAACCUUACUCAUGCAACUUAUGCGAGUAUAAAUGUGCACAGAACAGUAAUCUGCAACUGCAUAUGAGAUCUCAUAGUGGUGUGAAGCCUUUUUCAUGCGAGUUGUGCAAGUAUAGGUUUGCACGCAAAGAUCACUUGCAACGUCACAUGUCAACUCAUACGGGCGAAAAGCCUUAUUCGUGUCAGAUAUGCACAUUCAAAUGUGCGGAACUUAAUAGCCUGCAACUGCACACACGGAUUCACACUGGCGAAAAGCCUUUUGCUUGUAACUUUUGCGAAUACAAGUGCGCGCGUAAAGGUAACCUGCAGAUCCACUUAAAAUCCCACACAGGUGAAAAACGUUUCUCUUGUAAUUUAUGUGAAUAUAAAAGUGCAUUUAAUUAUGGCCUUGAAAAUCACAUGAAAUCUCACACUGGAGAAAGGCCAUACUCUUGUGAAUUAUGUGGCUCUAAAUUUGUGCGAUAUAUUAACUUGCAACAGCACAUGAGGACCCAUACCGGCGAAAAGCCUUAUUCUUGUAACUUUUGCGAGUAUAAAGCUGCACGAUAUAGUAAUUUGCAACAGCAUAAGAGAAUCCACACUGGUGAAAAGCCUUUUUCGUGCAAGUUAUGCGACUUCAAAAGUGCAUAUUACACUAGCUUGCUACAGCACAUGACUACGCACACUGGCGAAAAGCCCUUUUCUUGUAAGUUAUGUACAUACAAAUGUGCCCGGAAAACUAGUCUAAAAGUGCACAUAAGAACUCACACGGGUGAAAAACGAUUUACUUGUACCUUAUGUGAUUAUAGCAGCGCGCAUAACAAUCACGUAAUGAGACAUAUGAAAACGCACACAGGUAAAGAGACUCACUCUUGUAAUUUCUGCGAGUAUAGAUGUGACCAGAGUAAGGAAUUAAAACAGCACUUGAAAACACACACAUUUAGCCCUGUAGCAACACCCACACUUGAUGAGGAAGUCAAAGCAAAUAUGACAAAUACACAGCCAUUAAACUAAACAACUACUUCAUCACCUACACAUGCAGAAACAUGAUUAUUGCACAUAAAAACUCUAAUGUAUAAUGUAAAUAUGGUUUUAUUUAUAAAUAAACGGAUAUGAUAUAGUACAAUGA
Molecule: messenger RNA, 2232 nt
Organism: Bicyclus anynana (squinting bush brown)
Lineage: Eukaryota; Metazoa; Arthropoda; Insecta; Lepidoptera; Nymphalidae
Product: gastrula zinc finger protein XlCGF57.1
Exons: 5
Coding region: 213-2117 (634 amino acids)
Biological process (GO): regulation of transcription by RNA polymerase II
Cellular component (GO): nucleus
Molecular function (GO): DNA-binding transcription factor activity, RNA polymerase II-specific; RNA polymerase II transcription regulatory region sequence-specific DNA binding
Source: RefSeq, a predicted model, not a curated record